AAAAGCAGUUGAAUGUGCCAUUUAAAUUUUCUUACAGGAUGAAACUGUAACAAUAGAAACAGUCUUUCCAUUUGAUGUUGCAGUUAAAUUUGUUUCUACAAAGUUUGAGCAUCUGGAAAGGAUUUAUGCUGACAUCCCCUUUCUGUUGAUGACGGAUCUUUUAAGUGCCUCACCCUGGGCCCUCACUAUUGUAUCCAGUGAGCUACAGCUUGCUCCUUCUAUGAGAGCAGUGGACCAGCUAGAGUCCCAAGUCGACAAAGUUGUCUUGCAGGCGGGGGAGAGUGCUAGUGAGUGCUUUUGUCUUCGGUGCCCAUCUCUCGGAAGUGCUGAAGGUGGAGCAGCGACGGGGCAUUAUAUAAUCUCCUGGAAGAGGACAUCAGCCAUGGAGAACAUCCCCGUCAUCAGUACAGUCAUCACUCUGCCACAUGUGAUUGUGGAAAACAUCCCUCUCCAUGUGAACGCAGAUCUGCCAUCAUUUGGGCGUGUCAGAGAAUCAUUACCUGUCAAGUAUCACCUACAGAAUAAGACUAACUUAGUUCAAGAUGUAGAAAUCUCUGUGGAGCCCAGUGAUGCCUUCAUGUUCUCAGGUCUCAAACAGAUUCGAUUACGUAUCUUACCUGGCACCGAACAGGAAAUGUUAUAUAACUUCUAUCCUCUGAUGGCUGGAUACCAGCAACUGCCAUCUCUCAACAUCAACUUGCUUAGAUUUCCUAACUUCACAAAUCAGCUGCUUAAGCGUUUUAUACCUACCAGCAUUUUUGUAAAGCCACAGGGUCGCCUCGUGGAUGAUACCUCUAUCGCUGCUGCAUAACGAUCAAGACAGGCCCUUGGCUGUUCUCCCGGAGAAGCUGGGCAGAGCUGUGUCGGCGUUUCAUUGUGAACUAUACCUUUGAUCAUGGUAAAAAGUUAAUCUUUUCUAUUUUUUAAUAGAUGUUAUACUUCUGUUGGAGGAGUUCAUACUUAAAAUAUUAACAAAAUCUGCCCUCUCUUACAGUUUCUGUAAUAAAUAUUUGAAAGUUGUCAGUAUGACAUGAAAGGAUAUCAAACCAUUGUUGUUAAAAGUCAUUUGUGAAUAAUAAAUGCUAGUAAAAGUAAGUGAUUUUGCAUAUGCAAUAUCAGAGGAAAUUAAGCAUCCCAAAUAUGACUGAACAAAGAAAGGAAAUGCACCAAUACCUCUACGAGUAAAGUUCUGAAUCCCCCAUGAGUCUCUUUCACAGUUGGCCAAACUGGCGAAAAAUCCAUCCUCAUAAAUGCAGUGUGUUCAGAAUACAGACACAACAACAUAAGCAGUUGUAUGACUGAUGUGGGAAACUUCCAGAAAGUUUUAACCAAAGCAGUUUAAUUAAGGUGUCAGAAAUAUAUUUACUUUCCAUCAAAAAAUGUCAGAUAGGUUCAGCUUGCAGGCAAAAUGUGGCUUACUUAUGAAUCAGCUUCAUAUUCCUUGCGGUGUUAAUAAGAUCCUCAUCUGAAAGGAUCUGAAUGCCACACAUUCGGUUAUAAGCCUAAUUUCCUAAAUUAAAGGUUUUAGGAAAAGAUGCAGGAUCUGAAUAAGAGCUUUUGGUUAUGUUGUGCAGUUUCAAAAGAACAAUUUAAAACUCUUGAAAAUUCAUGUAAAUACAAAUCAACAGGUGAAAAUCUUUUUUGUUAAAAUAUCUUAACAAUUUAAAACUACCUGAAUUUCUUGGAAAACUUUAUUAUUUAAAAAAGUGGAGGUAUUGUAAAAAGGAAAUAGUAUGUAAAUAAACAUUUCUCUUUCAACUA
Messenger RNA from Carlito syrichta (Philippine tarsier), 1761 nucleotides. Its product is annotated as trafficking protein particle complex subunit 11-like. Lineage: Eukaryota; Metazoa; Chordata; Mammalia; Primates; Tarsiidae. The record is from RefSeq and is a predicted model, not a curated record. The transcript has 7 exons. Bases 149 to 811 code for a protein of 220 amino acids.